Echinops telfairi (small Madagascar hedgehog) is the source of this 7478-nucleotide messenger RNA. It is a transcript of the gene NCKAP5, whose product is annotated as NCK associated protein 5. NCBI's taxonomy places the organism in Eukaryota, Metazoa, Chordata, Mammalia, Afrosoricida, Tenrecidae. Gene Ontology annotation, cellular component: microtubule plus-end. Gene Ontology annotation, biological process: microtubule bundle formation; microtubule depolymerization. Bases 1 to 6093 code for a protein of 2030 amino acids. The transcript has 17 exons. The record is from RefSeq and is a predicted model, not a curated record.
AUGAUAAGAUUAUGGCCUCCCCAACUCCAGCUUCUGGCGGAGAUUUGUCAGAACCGUUCGGUUGAGACUGAUUGUGACUGCAGCAGAUGGGCUGGAUUUGACAGCCCGGAUCCUAAGCAGCUUCUAAGUGGGUGGGGGGAGGGAGGGGAAGGGGGGGGGGGCGGGAAUCUACGGGCCGCGCAGCCCAGCCGGGCGCUCCCUGGCCGCUCUUGCACGCGCGCCUCCGGGAGGAAAGUGGCACCGCGGCCCCCAGGGGCUUCCUCGAACGCCGGCGAGCCGUUCCCGGUGCAGCGAGGGCACGGGGACCCGGAGACCCGGGCGCAGAGGGGGGCAGCGCAACCCAACAAAGCCCAGAAGCGCGGGGGAGCUCCGAGGAGCCAGCUGCCGCGCCACCGGCGGCGGAGCGCGUGGGGCCGGGGCCGCCGUCUUGCGCUCCGGCCACGGCAAGUUUGUCAAGUCCACGCUCUUCGGCCAGCGCCCCGUGGCCGCGGAACUCACAGCAGCGCUGCAGGGUCGGCCCCUGGCGGGGACGGCGCCCACCCCUCCAUCCCGGGCCCGCUGCAAAAUGGUCCACCGCAGGCCAGGGAGAAGCUGGCGGUGGCCCAACUGCAGCGAGAAGUUGCCCAAAGGAGAAGUGAGGGAACCAUGCAUGAGAAGCUGAUCCAUGAGUUGGAAGAAGAGCGACACUUGCGUCUUCAAAGUGAGCAGCGGCUGCAAGAGGUGACCUUGGAGUCUGAGCGCACCCGGAUUCAGAUGCAUGACCUGCAGCAGCAGUUUUCCAGGAUGGAAGAAACAGUACGGAAUCUCCUACAGCGUCAAGGCCCUCCAGAGCAGAAAAAAGAGGAAACUGUUAACAUACUGCUCUAUCAGGAGGAACUGUCAGAAGAAGAGAGAAAACACCAAGAAGCUCUAAACGACCUUCACGUGGUGGUCGACGAGGAUUUGAGGAGCGAAAGUAGCAGUACAGAGGAGGGCAAAGGGAAGACCAAAUUGCUGUUAGAACGAUUGAAAGCGCUGGAGGCGGAGAACUCCGCGUUGGCUCUGGAAAAUGAAAGCCAGAGGGAGCAGUAUGAGAGAUGUCUGGACGAGGUAGCCAACCAGGUUGUUCAAGCUCUGCUCACACAAAAGGAUCUGAGAGAGGAAUGUGUAAAGUUGAAAACCAGAGUGUUUGAUUUAGAAGAGCAGAAUCGAACAUUAAGCAGCUUGUUCCAGCAGCAAGUCAACCCAGCAUCUGAUGUCCUCCUCCAGGAAUGCCAGCUGAAUGCAAAAUCUGGAGCCCCCACCUUAAAAUGCCCCGGUUUGAGGGUUGCCAUCCCUCGUCAUCUCUGCUCUCCAAACAGCUGCAGCAGCAGCGAGCUGUCUCUGUCAAGCACCUGCAGCGAGUAUUCCAGUGGCUCCUCCUGCCCAUGGCAUGACGAGAAGACCCCCAGGAAAAGGCAAUCAUCACAAAACUGGGCUAAAAGGCUCUGUAUCGGCUCCUCACUCCCAAGUGGCAUGGCCAGCAUAGCAGACGAACUACCUCUGACGCGUGUCAAGGAAAGCCACAUUUUGGAGGGCCUCCGGAAGCUACAGAAGCGAAAUGUGUUCCUCGAACCCCCUUCCGUGAUAACCAAAUGGGGUUAUAAAGAUUGUAUGAACUCCAACGAAGGAAUAUAUUCCCCAGGAAUUAAGGGUAGCGGCCCCAGCGAGUGCCCCCCCUGCCAGCCAGCUGACACGGGGAGCCCCUGCACAGCAUGGCACAAGGCGUUUGUUGACGACACAGAUGCCCACGAUGACGCUGAUGAAGAAUCUUCGUCCUUGGCAGUGCUCCCAGCCCUUCCAAAUCAGGGCUGUAGGCUGCACGGUGGCACAUUGACCCAGAGUGUUUCUGACAGUCUCCUGGGCUGGGAGCUGAGAGGAAACCCCUUUUGGGAAGGCACUGCCUCCGUGUGUCCCCGGGAAAGGCCUGAGAAGUUGAGCAUCUGGGUAAGCAACUGUCCUUCAGAGGGAUGUGCCCCCAGGUUGGGCCCCAGGUUGCAGGUGCCUCCCUUCCGGAGGGUGAGAGACCAGCCUCAGCGGGGUUCCCUAGCUCUGAGCCCCCCGCUCUCGGACACCGACGACAAUGAGACCCUGGAUGAGUUGCACAUUGACAGCAGUGAUGAGCAAAGCCCUUCGGACUUGUCCGCCACUGCUGAGACCGACAAGUCCCUGGAGAACCCGGACCUCCCCCUUGGACUCGGAAAGUGUCCAUUUGCGUCUCCCGAUGAGAAGGCGAGACAAGGACCCGUCGACUUAGAGAACAGACCAAAGACAUUUCGUGCCAUGACACAGCAAACGGUUGUCAAAAGGACUUCUUCGGCAGAGUGCACGACUGUCAUCUUUGAUGCGGAAGAUGGCGAGCCCAUUGCGCUCGGCUCUCGCCAGGCCGGACUUGUCACGGUGACUGGAAAGGACAUGUCCAUCAGGCAGGUCUCUUCUGGACCCACCGCCGACCACACUGAAAUUUUACCUCAGGGAAUUGUCCUGCAGCCAGGACCGGAUGCAAGGGACUACGCUUUCUUGGAGAUAUCUGCAGAGGAAAUGGAGACAAACAUUCCGAAAGAUAAUACAGAUGCUGUCCCCCUGGACCUCCCAGCAUCUCUCAGCCCCAGGACAGUCACGCAGAAGAAUGCUCAACGACAAAAGUUGGCCAGACCAACAUACAAUAUGUCAUGGCAGAAUCAUUCCCGGUCUGCAGUGCCCACGGGUAUCCAGCAAAAGCAAAGUCUGACGAAACUACCUGCCAGGGGGACGUCUUCAUCUCAGCAAUCAGAAAGAAUGGAGCCGGAAGCCGCCACCAGGGUCCCCUCAUCUGACCCACUGACUCUUGAAAAAUCACCAGCCUGUGCUCCUGGGAGACUCCCACAGUUCCGGAAAACCGAGGGCUCAGCACAAGUCUUUGAUUUACGACCAGACUCAUACAUUCCCAAGCUCCUCACCCAGCUUCCUCACAGCUCAAAGAUGCCCAGCAGGAGGGACUGGUCUCAGUGGUCCAGGAGCCAGAUUCCGGGGUCACGGUUGCUGCCAAGGUCCCCCAUAGAGCCAAGUGACGACCGAGAGCCCCCCACGAGAGAUGCGCACUCUGACUCGGGGCCAGAUGCAGGAGCUAAGCCCCCACCAGCCCCUCCAGGCAGGUCAUUGUCACUACUGAUCAGACCCAGUUACGACCACCCGUCACCCCUUUCAUCUGCCACGUCUGAAACCAGGGUCCCCAAUAAAGCAUCUAAGAAGAUACUCAAACCCAAAGUAUUUCCCACUCCAGUCAUUGCUCCUCCUCAGGCUGUGACAGACAUUCAGGGGAAGAAACCUUCUAUGGCCUUCAAAAAGCCUGUCUUCACUAACCUUCUGCCUUCCACAGAAACCGGGAUUCGCACCAGAUGCCCCAGCCAUCCCCCCUGCAGCUCAUUUUCAGUGAGGGCACCUGGACCUCUAAAUCCCUCUCCAAAGAGAGGUGUCCCACGGACCUCUCCGCACCAAACUCUUGGGACCACACACAUGGACACAGGACUAGGGACUCCCAAGAAUUGUCCCUCAACCUGUGAGGCACUGGAAACCCUGUCCUCUAAGAGUGAACCUCCAGGAAGAAAGGGACAAUUGAACCCCAGUGUCCCCACAUCCCCCAAGUCUUCCUCUUUAGGGCAAAAUGAGUCACCAUCUUCUCAGGUUCCCAGUAUCCCAUCAUCAGCAUCAUCACCAUCACCGUCACCGUCACCAUCCUCCCACAAAAACAGUCAUCCCCGACACAGUCAUCCAAACCCUCAUGAAAAUGGACUGAACUCUGAGCUCCCAAUGGGACUCAGCGUUCUCCUAAACCCUCCCCAGUUGCUCAGGAAAAGCUCUCCGGUGUCAGGGAAACAGGAGAAAGACAGUCUAAAUGCAGCGUCUAAGAGCUCAGGGGCUGCGAGUAAGGCGAGGCAAGAUGGACAGAGCCCAAGGAGUAGGGUGGCCGCCGAGGAGGAAACAAGCAAGGUGGAUCUGGGUCCACAAUCAAAAGACAACUUCGCGGCUGGGCUUUCCCUGGAAACGGUCCUACCAGCCUCACUGGAGAACUGCCUCCCUGGGGCUGAUGGGAGGAACAGAAUGGGCAACAAAUUGGUGAAAAGAUCCCUGUCUUCCAGCAAGCCACACCUGAAACCAGCUCUGGGCAUGAACGGAGCCAAAGCCCGCAGCCAGAGUUUCAGCACCCACUCAGGAGACAAGCCUUCCCCCGCCCCCAUGGAAGGGUCCAGCAAAGUCCGAACUCAGAUAAUCACCAAUACUGCCGAGAGAGGCAGCUCCCUCACCCGGCAGAACUCCUUCAUGGAAGGCCUGCCCAGCAAGCCCCCUGUGGCACCAGGUCCCGAGAGUCUUCCCAAUGCUGGGCGGCCCCUGGGGUCCCCCUCCUAUAGGCAGGGGUCUCUGGGGAGCCCUGGAAGCUCCAGCAGCCAGCAGGGUGGUCCAAGAAAGUUGCCUUUGAGGAUUCUUCCAGAACCCGAAGGGCAUCUCAACCCACCUGGGAUGGAAGACCAGCGGACGGACACCCAGGGAGAAUGUCCCGGAGGGAUUGUGCCGGCAGGAGCGGGUAGCAACCACUGCAGGUGCCCGUCUACCCCAACAGACUGCCCUCAUGUCCUGCCAAGCCCAGAGAGGUUGCAGUGCCCCAGUGGGUUUGAAACAAACAGGAUACCCCAUCUAGAGACGUCUGGAAGGCAUCCAGAGGCCUCUACCACCAGGCCUGAUGUUGUGAGCCCAGAAGCUCCCCUCUCACCCACCAUUGAAGAAAAGGUCAUGCUGUGCAUACAGGAGAAUGUGGAAAAGGGCCAAGGGCGAACACGGCCCACGUCUGUGGAAGCCAAGCAGAAGCCGGGGCCUUCUUUUGCCAGCUGGUUUGGGUUUCGGAGAAGUAGGCUUCCAGCCCUGAGUAGCAGGAAAGUGGAGGCCCCUAAACCCAACGUGGGAAGGAAAGACGCGAAAGGCUUGGGGUUGGGAAGCAAACAGCUCAGAUCGGAGAGGAAAAAGGAAAGGAAGAAACCCGAACUGCAGGGUGAGAUCGAACACGGGCUCAACGGGGCCACCGAGGCAGCGGAUGGCCUGGGCGUUAGUUUACCAAGGCACCACAGCCUGAAGACCCCACAAGACACGUACCACCCAGUCACGUGUGAACUGAGACAUGGACCCGGGACGUGUCCGCCCAAAGAUGCCUUCAUGACGGAACUUUUGAACAGAGUUGACCAGAAAGCCAUUCAUUCAGCAGGAAGUGGAUCAAACAAUGUUUCCUUCAGGACUGAGUUACAGGGCAGUUCCCAGGGCGCCUGUCUUCUUAGCAGCAACACCAGCUCUCGCGGAAACCAUAAGAAAAACAUGAAAGCCAAAGGCGAUGUGGAAACACCGGAAGACUCCCUGGGAAAAGAAGCCAGCGGAAACCCGCAAGAGGAGGAAGAGACCACAGUGGAAGAAGCCACAUUAGAAGAGUCCACACGUCAGAGCCACGUCAUAGAAUCGAACUGCCAGAUGCGAACUCUAGACAGUGGGAUUGGAACCUUCCCGCUGCCAGACUCAGGGACACGCUCGACAGGACGGUACAUGUGCCAACCAGACACCCUGGAGGACACUGAGCCCACCCUGUCGCUCCAGCCUGCCCUCUCCACAGCUUCUCCCACCAGAGCCCGGACCCCUGACCGAGAAGUGCCUUCCUCCGCAGACUGCCACGGUCCCGCGGAUAAUAACGCCAUUGUUCCUUCUGCAUCAGACCCCGUCGUGGCCACCAAAGGGGCCCGGCCUCUUCACAGUCGCCUCCCCAAACCAGCCUCUUCAGGAAAACUCCCUUCCCACAAGCAGCGCGAAACCGAGCGAAGGCCUCAAACGUGCCCAUCGUUCGAAUAUGCCGAAACCGCAGUGGCAAGUGAGCCAGACUGGGCGGGCCAAGCUGCUGCUGCUGCUGCUGCUGACAAGGUACCCCAAAAGUGUGCCUACUCUGCCAGCCGCGGCAGUGGUAGUGACAGUGACCCCAACUUUGGAAAGAAUGGUUUUGGAGCGGGAAGGGCCAAGUUGGUAAAAACCAUGAAGAACGCCACCCAAGAAAUUGAAACAAGUUGAAGAAAUAAAAGAAGAUCCUGAGAAUAGAUUACCUAAAAUUUCCCUGGAGUCAUUCAAUACAUUUAACAGCAAUAUCAUGAUUUUAUUAGAAAAAGAGAAGAACUCUCUGAACAAGGCUGAAGGAAAAGAGAAAGAAAAAUGAAGAGGCGUAGCUCAGACAGGCCUGGGAUAGACAAUAUGGAAUCUGAGUGAUUCUUUAUAUGUAAUAGCGUCUCUUCUUGUGCAAGUCAGGGUUCACAUGAUAUAUAAAGGCCUUCCUUCUCCACCACCCGCAGCUUAGUGAGCUGGGGAUGGAGCACUUGAGAAACGUAAGGGGAAGGACAACGAUGAACGAUUACAACACCAGAGCCAACACUGUCACGUUCACAACCAGCAAGCGUGGAGCUUACGUCUCUGAUGCAGUGAUAAAAAACGGACUACACUUUGUCGUGUUUCCUGAGAAUUCAGAGGAAACGCACAACACAGAAGUCUUAAUUUUGCACUUUUCUUUGAAUACUUGUACAGAAGCUGUAAAUUUCUUUGGAAAGGAAUUAUAUUUGUAGCAAAAAAAUUUUUUAAUGACAGCAAUAAAUUGAUUCAGUGCUAUGCUCUUGAAAGAUGUACUAAGUUGUAGAAGUUGAUGAUAAUAUAUUUUUUAAUUUUUCCAGCUGAAGUUCCCGUUAAGUCCAUUGUUUGUGGGUAACCCCGCAUCGGGCCUGCUGAAAAGGGAGAGGGAUCAUUGUCAUUUCCAUCUCACAAUCUAAAUUUGACACCAAUUCUAACUCUCAUGCAAUUUCAAAAUUCCUGCCAGAGAUUCAGGCUCUAGCAAUAAGCAUCAUUCUGCUUCUCCUGAAACAGAUGAAGAGGGGUGCUGGGUAUUGAUUGGGGGAGGCCGGGUGUCAGAAGUGGUCUAUUUCCAAGAGCAGCGCUUCUUCCAAGCAUGUCCUUACAUCUUCUCCCACUUUGUGCUUCUCUGUGAUUUUGUAAACAUCGUUGAUUUUUAUCUUCCUGAUUGUUUUACUAAAAUCUUAAGGAGUCUAGAAAGUAGAUUCCUCCUUGCAAUCCUCACUUAAAAAAAAUAACACGAAUGGUCGGUGCUACAAAAGAGAUUACUUUUAAUAUCCUUUUUUCUACAAAGAAUGUUUAUAUGUAAGGAUAAAUUCUAUUUCAAAGGUUAGGUGUAUUUUUUCGAGAUGUGGACUAUUUAUAAUUGCUUUUGUACAGGAGCUUGUAAAUUAGAAUAGAGAUAUUUUUUAGGAUCUAUAUGGUUCCUUUGGCACACGUCUGUUUCCUUACAGAGUAUCAUACCAGGGCGAUCAGUGUUACUUGGUUAAUUUGUACAACUUGUUGUAUUUGAAUUGUUAUCUGAAACGAAAAUGAUGUAAAGUUCAGUGUCCUUCACACAA